CAAUCUCAGGGAAUUAUGGCGCUUAAUUCCCCAACCCGCUGCGCGGCCCCACUGACCCGCUCUGUUCCACCUCGUUCGCCUCUCGCUUUCUUCAAUCGGACCUUCUCCAGACCCCGAUUUUCCACCGAAGUCCCGGCCGCCAGGCUCGUCUCCGUUCGUUGUCAGACGCCCAGUCCGGACGGCUUCGCGUCCAAGCGCUCAGUGAGUUUGGACGAAUCCGAAGCUUCGAUCGGGUCCUCGGAUUCUUCAUCCGCGUCCUCCGCCAUUGAUUUUCUCACAUUGUGUCACCGUCUCAAGACCACAAAAAGGAAGGGUUGGAUCAAUCAGGGAAUAAAGGGUCCAGAGUCCAUCGCAGAUCAUAUGUACCGCAUGGCUUUGAUGUCUUUGAUUGCUGGUGGCGUUCCAGGCUUGAAUAGAGAAAGGUGUAUCAAGAUAGCAAUUGUGCAUGACAUCGCAGAAGCUAUUGUUGGAGAUAUAACACCAUCUGAUGGUGUACCGAAAGCAGUAAAGAGCAAAAUGGAGCAAGAAGCAUUGGAUGAAAUGUGUUUAGUUCUCGGUGGAGGGAUUAGGGCUGAAGAGAUCAAAGAUCUUUGGUUGGAGUAUGAAAAUAAUUCGUCCAUAGAGGCUAAUCUUGUGAAAGAUUUUGACAAAGUUGAAAUGAUUCUGCAAGCAUUGGAAUACGAAAUGGAACACGGAAAGGUGCUGGAUGAGUUCUUCAUUUCGACAGCAGGCAAAUUCCAAACUGAACUAGGAAAGAGUUGGGCAGCUGAGAUCAUUGCUAGAAGAGAUUCACGGUUGGGCAAUACUCGCGACUGAUUUCUUCAUGUAGUAACAUUCGAUGCCAAGCCUCCUUUUAGAAGUUGGCCGUCACCCAGCUGCGCGUGUUCCUUGUUAACCAUUUUCGU
Malus domestica (apple) is the source of this 905-nucleotide messenger RNA. Its product is annotated as 5'-deoxynucleotidase hdd1. Gene Ontology annotation, cellular component: cytoplasm. Gene Ontology annotation, molecular function: 5'-deoxynucleotidase activity. NCBI's taxonomy places the organism in Eukaryota, Viridiplantae, Streptophyta, Magnoliopsida, Rosales, Rosaceae. The record is from RefSeq and is a predicted model, not a curated record.